GACUUUGUUCCUGUUCAUCUCUUCUUCUUCUUCCACGUUCCCAAACACAAAAUCAAAAUCAACUCUUUUUCUUUCAACCUUCAUCUUCUUUCUCUCUCCUAAUGGUUCUUCUAGAAGCUUCAAAGUUAACCCUUCCAACCCCUUCUCUCUCUUCAACAAAUCCAACAACAUCUUCAAUCCUUUUUGAACCUUCUUCUCUUUCUCUUUCAAUCACUCACUCCAACUCUUCAAUCUCUCUCUACCCUUCUCUCUCUCCUCUUUCUCUCUCUUCUUCUCUUCAAUUCCCUCAAACCCUAAUCCCAAAACCCACUUCUUCUUCCACUUUUCUCAUCCUCCAACAAAAUUCAUCAAACCCUAAUUCCACAAACCCUAAUUCUGUUAUCUUCAUUGUUUGUGGACCCCACAAAUCGGGAUCACAAAUUCUGCUUAGGUUUUAUGUUUUGAAUAGAAAAAAUAAUGCUUUUUCUAAGGUUAAUCGUGUUUUAUGUGGUGGGUCAGGUAAUGGGUUAUUGAGAUUUGAACGUGAAUUGGGGGUUUUGAUGAAUGUGAAACAUGGGGUUUCUGUUAAGGUUGUUGGUGAUGUUAAUUAUUUCGCUGUUUAUUCGGUUUCGGGGUUUAAAGUUUGGGUUUUUGCUGUUAGGAUGGUUGAGGAGGGUGAAGAUGGUGGUGGUUUUGGGUUGAGGUUGAUGAAGUGUGCUGUGAUUCGUUGUUUGAGACCGGUUUGGUCUUUGAGUAUUUCUUUUGGGUUUUUGAUUCUUGGUGAAGAGAAUGGAGUUAGGGUUUUUGGGUUGAGGAGGUUGGUGAAAGGGAAUGUGGUUGUUAGGAGAGUUGGGAAUUCGAAAUCGAGUUUGAAGCAGUUGGCGAAUGGUGAUCGAGGAGGGAAAUGUCGUGGUGGUGGUGAUAAGGUUUUGGAGGGAAAUUGCAAUGGUGGAUUUGAGGGGAAGAUUGAAAAACAUGGAGUUGCUGUGAGGCAGUCAAAUGUUAAAUCUAAGCAUGGCAAUAGAGACGGAGGUGCAUGUUUUUUGGCAUUGAAGGGAAAUGAGGUUGAAACAAAAUCCAUGUCAAAGGUAUCCAAGUCCGUGAAAGCUAUUUCCAUUAAGGCUUUGUCCCAAAAGAUGUUUAUGAUCUUGGACUCCCAUGGAGAUUUACAUUUGCUAUGCUUGUAUAAUUCUGGCUUUGGAGUAGAUAUCACUGGUCAUGUGAGGCAAUUGCCUCAUGUUAUGAAAGUGAAAAGUUUGGCAGUUCAUCCUGAUAUAUCUGCAACAUCUCAAACUAUCUGGAUAUCAGAUGGAUGCCAUUCUGUUCACAUGUUCACUAUGGACAUGGAAAAUGCUUUAAAUGUAGCAGAUGUAAAUGAUGACGGUGAUGAAAAGCUUAUGCAUCUCCAAGUUACUCAAGUUCUUUUCUCCAGUGAGAAGAUCCAAGAUAUCAUUCCUAUAGCUUCAAAUUCCAUUAUGAUUCUUGGACAAGGAAGUUUAUAUGCAUAUGCUAUUUCCUGAAGUUGCUUCAAAUUUUCAUCUUUUUUCAUCUGGAAAUCAAUCAUCUUGGCUCGCUUGACGUUCUAAUGCAUACAUGUGUGGUUCCAGGGAUAUAUUCCAUCUUUCAUAUUAGGUGCUCUGGUUGCCUCACUACAGUGCAUCCUUAAGAUACUGGUGAUCUCGAAAGAUUAUCGGAUUCACGGGACUGGUUAGAUAUCCGUGGCAUCAAAUUCAACAGCUCAAAGCUAUCUGUCCUGCAAAACCUGUCACAGCAAACUUCAAGAUACAUGAAUACAACAUAAAUGUUGGAUGUUCAUCAAACUUGUUUAGUACAAAUCUUCUGGAGGUUGGCUGAAAUCAUGGUUUUCUUGCCAAAGAACUGAGCAGGGUUGAUAUGAAGACAUGAUCUUGGCAAUUUUGCUUCUCUGCUUGUUGGAAUAGUUUUUAUUUGAUUACAAUUUUCUCAUUCUAGCUGUGUUUGGUUCUUUCAUGAAAGAUGUUUUGUGGUGUUGGAGGUUUAUUUUAGGUUUAUUUUAUUUUAUUUUUUUAAAAUAGUUGAUGUAAUAAUAAUCAAAUGAUCAUGUUGAUCACCUUUUAUGUUUUGUUGUCUUUACAUGACAAUCCAGAUAAUUUUAAUGCUUUUUCAAUUAUGAUGAA
Molecule: messenger RNA, 2135 nt
Organism: Medicago truncatula (barrel medic)
Lineage: Eukaryota; Viridiplantae; Streptophyta; Magnoliopsida; Fabales; Fabaceae
Exons: 8
Coding region: 102-1499 (465 amino acids)
Source: RefSeq, a predicted model, not a curated record